This is a messenger RNA of Chlamydomonas reinhardtii, 4668 nucleotides long. RefSeq lists its product as uncharacterized. Bases 596 to 3454 code for a protein of 952 amino acids. The record is from RefSeq and is a predicted model, not a curated record. The transcript has 7 exons. Lineage: Eukaryota; Viridiplantae; Chlorophyta; Chlorophyceae; Chlamydomonadales; Chlamydomonadaceae.
GCCUGCACAUGCAACUCUACAAACGCAUACAAUUGUCAUUGACGCGAAGCCGCAGCAACCCACGAGCGAACACGGUCUGCUGGGGAUGCCGAAUGGCAGCAAGCGUGACCUACCCUGGCCACCUCGCCUCUUGAGUUGUACUUUGUGACAGCUUUGAAUGAUGAUGAGCCUAGGCAGGCAUACAGGUCCAACCUCCAACCCGGUUGCGGCGGUACGGCGGGCCGGUCGCAGCAACAACCCCGUCGAGCUUGGGCUUGCGCAAGCGUACGCCCCAGCCGACAUACAUAUUUUUACAGACUUGCUUACAGUCUGUCUCAAACACAAAUACACGCAAGCUUACUGGGCAUUCCAGCACUACUUGCAAUUCGCAACUGGGCUGGUCGCAAGAAGAGCAAACCCACUAGCGGAAACUCGCGCGGUGCUAUUCUUGGAGCAUAUUUGGUCAUCGCCCAGCUUUACGCGCAGGCUCGCGAACACAGGAAGCUGAGUCUCGCAGACGCGCUUAGUUACAGCAGACACAAAAGCGCUGCAGCACAGGAUCCCGGUUCGCGCGCGGGCCUGCGCAGCCAGGCCCAGCGCUUAAUAACCCUUCAGGAUGGCGCUGUGCGUCGGGCCGUCGUCCAUGACGGCGCUGGUCGCCCGCCGUAGCCAACCUAGUACCUCGCACCUGGGCAUCAGCGAGUCGCAGAUGGGCCACCACGCCGCCUGCGGUGACGCACAACCGCACAGCGGCGGUCGCGUGACUGAAGGCCUUAACUAUUACGCCGCGCAACGGGCUUUGACACCACCGGCAGGCGACGAGCCCACCACCUCGUCCGCCUGCCAGCAGCACCACCACCUGGGGCGGCGAGCCUCGCAUUCCGAGGCCACGACAAGCGAAGCCGGGGCCUCCACAUCAGCGCCGGCGCCCCACCGCCGGCAGUCGCUUUGCCAUUGCGAAGCUGGGGCUGCGCACACGGCUGCCAGCAACAGCAGCAGCGGGCUGGGCCUCACAGCCUGGCGGUCGGGGACAGGCAGUCCCCGGGAACAACAGGCGGCCUGCAGCCGAGCGUGCUCGGCAGGGCAGGCACACGGGCUAUCACAGCCGGCGCCGGGGCAUGGGAGGGCGGCCGCCCAAGCCGCACUCAUGACCGGGCGGCCACACAGCGGCUCAGUCCUCGGUAUGGCAGCUGCGCCGUCAUGCAGCGAAGCCGCCGCUACGUCCUCCUGCCCAGCGCAAGAAGCAGCAACAGCACUGAUAGGAACAGCAGGCGAGCGACCAGCUUGCCAAAACACCGGACGCUGCAACGGCAGCCGCGGCACCUGCGCCACCACCGCAGACGCCUCUGGCACUUGCCGCUGCAGCAACCACGCAGCAGCAGGACACGACGCGGCGGCUGCCACCAACACUGGCGCCGCACGGUCCUGCAACGCUCGCCUCCACAACAGCAGCACCACCAGCCGCAGCCGAGGAGGAGGAGGCGCCAGCGCCGCCCGCCUGGGCGGUCUCGCCAGCGGGCUCUCGAGCCUGGGCGGCGCCUGGCGGCGCCUGCUGCUGCUGGCCCUUCUGGCCCUGACAGCGCUGGCGCCGCCGCCCGCCGCGGCGCAGUGCCCGCCGGCACCGCAACUCUCUCAGCGCAUCCUCACCACCUGCACCUACGAGUACCGCACCUCCAUCUGCCUGUUCGUGACGUGGUGCCCCAAGUGCACCUCGCCGGCGCAGCUGGCCUACACCUCCCUGGACAUGACCAUCUGCGCCGCCGCCGGCAACACCUUCAUUGACGUGGACUGCAGCGGGUUCAGCAACUGCAUCACGCCCAACCCCAGCCCGCCGCCCUUCCCGCCCUCGCCCCCCUUCCCGCCCUCACCGCCCUCACCCAUCCCGCCGCCAAACUCUCCCACGGCGCCACCCUCGCCGCCGCCGCGGCCACCUCGGCCGCCGCCGAGCCCGUUCCCGCCCUCGCCGCCGCCCAACACCAACCCCUCUCCGCCGCCGACGCCGCCAAGCCCCAGCCCGCCGCCGCCGCCCAGCCCGCCGCCGCCCCCGCCUCCCUCUCCGCCUCCCUCACCCCCUCCUCCCCCGCCGCCGCCUCCUCCCGCCUCCGCCUCUCCGCCUCCCCCUCCCCCGCCUCCUCCCGCCUCCCCGCCCCCGCCUCCGCCGCCUCCCGCCUCCAGCCCGCCCCUGGCCGUCAUCCGCCCGCCUCCUCCUCCGCCGCCUCCCUCGCCGCCGCCCGCCCCUGGCGCCACGCUGUACGAGGUGCCCCAAACCAUGCAGCUCACCAUCGGAUACGCCAUCCCCCUCUACGUCGAUGCCACCGUCCUAGCCAACAUCGAGAACGGCGUCUCCAACGAUUUCAACAUGCCCGUCGCCGACGUGGACGCCACCAUUUACGCACGCUACCUCACCAGCGUCUACAUCCUCACGCCCAACGUGCCGCCGGCGGUGUGCGACCAAGCGCUGGAGAUUGCCUUUGAGGCCACGCUUUGCACACAGCUGGCCAUGCCCAACUGCUCCUACGUGAUAGCCGAGUGUGUCAAACCCGGCGCCCCCGCCUCCAUGACCCGCGUGCCCUUCUUCCCCACCUCCACCACCCCGCUCAUCGUCAACGUCAGCACUGCCGGCACCGGUACCACCAGCACCACCCUAAUCGCUGCCACAGUCAAGGCCGCCGGCGGCUCGCCGGCGCUUGCGGAGGCCACCGCCGAGGCCGUGGCCGCCGCCGCUGCCAAGGAGCAGCAACCGACGCAAUCGCAGGGCGAGCAGCAUCCAGCCGGCGGCUCUGCUGGCGCUUCGCGGCGGCUGUGGGGCCUGGAGGGCGGCGCCAACGAGGCCGCGGGGCUGGAGCGGCAGGCGGUGCGGCGCGGCGCGCAGGCGGUGGUGUCGCCCGACUCUGUGGCCAUGGCUGUGCGCUUCCUGAUGGACAACGAGACCGACAACGCGCAGUUCAUACUGUCCAUCUUCCAGAAGCAGAUCAACCUGCUCAACUGGCAGGUGGCCAACCCGGCGCCCGGCAACGUGAGCCAGGUCAGCAGUGUGGACAUUGUGUUGCGCAACCCGGACGGCAGCGCGCGCCCCAUCCUGUACGUGCUGGACACGCGCCUCAGCAACGACCUGGCGCUGGCGGUGGGGCUGCCCGUGUCCAAGCUCUACAUUGAGCGGCCGGGCGUGGUGUCGUACAUCCCCAGCGCCCCCAAGAAGUGCGACAACCCCGUGCUGGGCGUGCUGUGUGGCGCGGACGCGGUGGGCGCCAUCAUCGGCAUCAUCCUGGGCGGCCUGGUGCUCAUAGGCCUGGCGCUGUUCGGCAUACUGUGGAUGCGGCGAGGCCGGAUGACCAAGGUGGUGGUGAUGGACGACUUCGCCUGGGCGCGCAAGUACGCGCACAUCGUGCCCGCCAACGUCAUCGCCUCGCCCUACCUCACGCAGUACGGCACCACCUCCACCGACCCCCACGCGUACGGAGGCAUGCCGCAGUGAGCGGCGCGAUCGCGAGGAUGCACGGGAGCUGCGGCCGUGGCAGCAGCAGUUGCUGCGCAACCGCGCCGGCGCCGGCGCUGCCUGGUGCCAGUCAGUCCGCGUUGCCACCGGCGGAUGCGUAUGCAUGCCGUGCGUGGGACGCACCUCAGCACACGGACAAAGAAGACAUGACGACCAGACAGAGGACGAACGGGGGGCACGCGCUCCCCGCGAGGUUAGCUUGACACAGUGGGACGCUUGGACAUUAACGUGUGACGAGUAUUAUCAAUGGCAAGGCCAUGUGAAGGUUGGGUUGGGUGGGUGGAUGCAUUGCAAGAGCCAUGAGCAGUCUGCAGAGAUGUACGACUGAUGACAGGACAUGUUAAGGAGGUCCUGCCGUGAAGGAAGGCCGCGAGGGAGGAAGGCCCUGACCCCCUGACCCCCUCGCGCGUGUGUCACAACAAACAUUGAAGCAUGUGGGCUUCUGCAAAUGACCACACUGGUCGACUGUGUGUCAGACUUCGAGCAUUGAUUGGUGUGUGUAUUGGUUGUGGAAAUCUCGGGGGCUAAUGGGGGGGUCCUGCACUCCACUCUAGCUCGUUGCUGCGGCUUCAGCCUGUUGCCCUCCUGUGGUGGGGUUGGGCAACAGAGGCCGCAGCAGGCAGGGCUGGGCUGGAGGGAAGCGCGUGAGCGCGGUACGUCUCAGUGAGGUGCUGUGAGAUGGAGCCUACUUGAACACGAACUCUAGUGUAUUUUCUGAGCUGUAGAUGCGCCGGACGGCAUUGAUUCCCUCCCGUCCUGGCGAUUCCAACCAUUCAACCCUAGAGCGCCGAUUGGCGCAAGUAGCCCCUUUGGGUGUUCCAGCGCUAGAGUGGGCCUGGCUGGUGGGCCGGGCCCCUACGUACCGUAGCGGCACUCCGGGGGUACUGCUGCACUCUGUGUCGCACCCUCUUUCUCUCUCGGAUGCCCCAAAGCGCGAUACUGCGCGGCGGGCAAGGAAACGAGGUGUUAGUGGGAGUUCAUCGUUUGUACAGAGGCGUGCACGUGUGUGUGGAGGUGGGCGUGUUGAUGUGAGCGCGUUUUGGAAGGAGAUGGAGGAGGCUGCCAGCCCCGGCCAGAGUGGUGAUCAAGGAUCACCUGGCCUCCUGUUCUUUCUAAGGGCCGUGCACACAAGCAGAGUCAAGCUCUCUGCCAUGAAGCGACGAUGUGCGCAAAGGCUGUAAACCUCCAAACUG